Cyprinus carpio (common carp) is the source of this 1067-nucleotide messenger RNA. RefSeq names its product GTPase IMAP family member 7. Gene Ontology annotation, molecular function: GTP binding. NCBI's taxonomy places the organism in Eukaryota, Metazoa, Chordata, Actinopteri, Cypriniformes, Cyprinidae. The record is from RefSeq and is a predicted model, not a curated record.
UAGAAAACAAAAAAAAACGAAACCCAGUUUACAUCUGUACAUGCACGAUGUGCUCUUCAUUUAAACCUGUGCGGAACACUUCUCCUGGACCAUCAACAACGACCUCGAAGUCUUGUGAUGCAUUUUUCUCCCCAGAACUAAUACUUUGUAUGGUUUUCACUGCUAUUGCAUUAGGGAUUCAGAUCUCCAACCAACAAAAACCAGAUCUGAUUGAUGUAGUGCAUCUUCCAGAUGAUCCACUCCGGAUUCUUUUGGUUGGAAAAACAGGGGUGGGAAAAAGUGCAACAGGCAACAAAAUCCUGGGAAAAAAGGUUUUCAAAUCAGAGAUAUCAUCCUCUUCUGUGACCGGGGAGUGUGAAAAAUAUCAUGCAAUAAUAAAUGGCAGAAAAGUAUCUGUCAUUGACUCUCCAGGUCUGUUUGACACCAGCCUAACAACAGAGGAAGUGGUCAACAGAAUUAAACUCUGUAUCCCACUCUCUGCUCCUGGUCCACAUGUCUUCUUAGUUGUGAUAAAGCUGGGCAGAUUCACAGAUGAAGAGGCAGAAGCUGUUAGAAUCAUUCAAGCUGUUUUUGGUGAGGAAUCCUCCAAUUACAUCAUGGCACUGUUCACUCAUGGAGAUCGACUGGAGGGCAAAAACAUUCACACUUUUGUGCGGGGCAACCCAAAACUGCUUAAUUUCAUCAAAACAUGCAGUGGACGAUACCAUGUGUUCAACAAUAAAGAACAAAAUCCUGAACAGGUCAUUCAGUUGCUCGACCAGAUUGAUAAAAUGGUCACAGGGAAUGGUGGGCAAUACUACACCAGUGAGAUGCUUGAAAGGGUAGAAAGAGAAAUUGAGAAAGAGAAACAACGAAUCCUGAAGGAGAAUGAGGAGCAGAGAAGGAGGGAGAUAGAAGCUCUGAGGGCUCAACUUCAGGAUGAGGCCUAUGAAAAAGCAUUAGUAAAGUUAAACAAUAAAUAUGAAGAGGAGGCAAGAAUCAAAGCAGAGAUUGACUUUCCAUACUUGUUCCACUUGGUCAGUUCUUUGAUUAAAGCAUUAAGCAAAUUCUUACCUAAACCUAAAUGA